CUUGGAAUGUCCGGACCAGUUCAUCGGUGAACAACAUCGUGAACGGGACGUGUGCGAGGCACACACGAGUGGUGCAGUUCCUCGAGUCCUCGUCAUCCUCGUUGUCAUAUUCGUGGUCGGUUCUUAUAUAAUUGAUAAAUGAAAGAUUCGAUUGCUGGUAAUCUUCGCUCCGGAGGCCCCUUUUCUCUUAUACGUGCAGAGCUUUUUGUCGAAGCCCCACCUGCUGCCUGUUAUUCGAUAAAAACUCGUUGGCCGAUGAAAAAGCUCAUGAAACGAGGAUGACGCCGCUUUUCAAUAGUUAAAAUACAAAAAAGCACGCGGAGAUAUUCCCACCGGCGGACAGCGAUUCGUCUUCUCACUCGGACGACGUCACGUCGGGACACUCCGUAGCUGCGGCAUAUACGUAAACGCACACACUCGCAACCACGAGUUAAUAUAGAGAGCCAACUGGCCCGCGGCAACUUACAUACGGAUUCCUCUUCGACGAUGGCCACAUCGUGCAUCCCCCAACGAAAAGUGUCACUUCUUUGAUCUCACUUCGUCUCGCCUGUAGCUCGCGCCUUCUCUCACGCUCGACAAGUCGUUCUCGAGCCACUGAACGACCAACAUCUCUUCUCGCCUUCUUUUUCGAUUAUCAAACAAUUAUUUUUCAAAUCCUUCCCCGAGUUUCGGUGCGCGCAUGUUACAUUAUCAUUGAGGGAUUUCAUCGCUUUUUUAUUCGUCUAAAAUUGACGAUUUUUCCAUCGCUAUCGUCGGGGUUAUACUCAUUAUAAUACUUCUCAAAACUCCAUUCUCGAUUUAUCGAACAGUUUCGACAACGAUUGUAAGUGGUGCGGCGCAACAUUUUCCACGUGUUAUCGAGGAUUAGGUUUAGUAAUGGACCUGUAGCAGCCCUCGAACUCUCAUUCGUGCAUACUCGUCGCAUACGCUUCCGUUACUUUCCCAAUGAACGCCAGCGUCGUUAUACCGGCCAGCGAGAUGUCGAACAUCUACAAUAAUUCAGUUGUUCGUUUUUGGCAACACAUCUUCCAUGAAGUAGCUGAUCCAAGGACGAGGGACUGGUUCCUCAUGUCGUCACCGGUUCCCGGUGCGAGCAUUAUGUUCGGUUACCUAUAUUUCGUUCUGUCAUGGGGACCACGACACAUGGAACAUCGGAAAGCCUACAAACUCAAAAACACACUUAUAUUCUAUAACCUCGUCCAAGUCAUACUCAGCGUAUGGUUAUUCUGGGAAGGUCUCGAUGCUGCCUGGCUCAGAAAAUACAGCUGGAAGUGUGAACCCGUUGAUUACUCCAAUAGUCCUGAAGCAUUGAGGGUGGCGCGAGGUGUAUAUAUGUACUUCCUGGCCAAAAUCUCUGAGCUCCUCGAUACCGUAUUCUUCGUUUUACGAAAGAAGGAGAAACAAGUGACGUUUCUGCACAUGUAUCAUCAUACGGUGAUGCCUCUUAUAUCUUGGGGUGCUACAAAGUACUAUCCGGGUGGUCAUGGCACGUUUAUCGGUGUCAUCAAUAGUUUCGUUCAUAUUGUCAUGUACACCUACUAUCUCCUAGCUGCAGCUGUGCCUCAGUAUCAACAAUAUUUGUGGUGGAAGAAGUACAUAACGACCCUACAAAUGGGACAAUUCUGUCUGGCCUUCAUUCACAGUCUACAGCUAUUGAUCUACGACUGCGAUUAUCCGAGAUGGUCGCUAAUCCUUAUUUUGCCGAACGUCAUGUUCUUCUACUUCUUGUUCUCCGACUUCUAUAACAAAGCUUACAGCGAUGAGGAUAGAAAAUUAAUGGAUAAACAAAUGAAGAAGGAACUUAAGGCGAAGGUGUCGAAGGAAAAUGGAGCUAUCAAGCAAAAUGGUGAAAUUAACGGAGAUGCGGAUGCAAGAAAAAUCACGAAUGCCAAGGUUUCCAAUGGAAAAGUCAAAAAGUCAUAAAUACUAUUCUCGAAAGUAAUAAUAGUAAUAAAAAAACAAACAAAAAACACAUAACAUGAUUGGAACAAAAAUUAAUUUGUGGAGGAACAACGAGCUUAGUGAAACGCGAAAAACUGGAGUGAGUUCUUCGAGUAUUCAAUGUUCUUUCGAAUAGGCUCGUCAAAUGACAGUGAAACUUAGGUGGAUUAAGCGGAGGUUCGAUUUUAAAAAAAUCUGGAAAAGUGGAGGAAAGUUGGUCGGCCAAGUGUUCAAAUAAUGUACCGACAGAGCCAUUGUUUUAUCGAUGCUCUUGACAUCUAACGGAUAAUACCGAUUCCAUUGUGGACGGUAAAAUCUCUUUUACAGCUUGGGGCUCUCAAGUCGUAGUAGAAGGUUUCUGUUUUCAAAUAUUUAUCGACAACGCGGUUGGGUCGACAUGAGUAAUUUCGUGAAUUUUGUGUUUCUACUACAACCGACAUUUCGAUUCGUUGACUUCGACAACUCGUAGAUUUGAUGCAAGAUGCCGAUUUCAGAAUCGAGUCGAUUUUUCUCAAGUAUUAUUUUUGCAUAUUUUCCGAUGCAGAAACAAUUUUUUAGUUUUCGGUACGCUGAUUUUCUUGUGAAUUUCUGAUUUAGGAAAACGGGUUAUUUUUUUUUAUGCCUGCAAAAAUGGGCGAGAAUAAAAAAAUUGUGAGGAAAACGAAAAUCGGAUUGCAUCGUUGAAUUUUCGCCUCCGUUUCACAAAAAGCUUUUCUUUCAAUUGUUUUUUACCUAUUCAAGCUUCCCAUUGAUCGAAGAAUUUCCGCAGUAGAGACUGACCAGUUUUUGUAUUCAUUAGUUUCGCAUGGAACAACUCACGGGAAAGAAAUGUCAGUGUAAUGUAUAAAUUGUAUGAAAAUAUUGUUUAAAGUCAAAAGCGAGAGUUGUCAGUGGUCAGUGGCAAAAAUGUAGCGCCAGAGGACGGGGCUCAAUAUUCAAAUUCCUUUUCACGGUAAAUCGCUCGACGUUACAGGUUUCGUUAACGUGAAAUAGAGGAGCUGAAAUGAGCGUGAAUUUUUUUCUCACAAGUUCAUUUUUCCUGGCACCCCGAUGAAAAUUCUUAACGCGGGAGAAAACGUUAGUUCUGUUCCUGUUCGAUUUUGGAACUUGUGGAAAGAAUUAACAUACCAGAAUGAACGAAGCGUUGAAAAUUGUAUCGUAUAAAACAUGUGCUAACGGAAGCAGAUUCGAAUCAUUUCCUUUGUUUAUAUUUGCUCAAAGAAUAAUCAAGUUCGUUAAAUAUUUUCAUACUUGAAUCGGAAAUUUCGUGAUAGAUCCGCCGCACUUUUGAUUAGAAGCAAAAAUUUUAAACGACGUUCGAAGGCUUCAAAAGUGAAUUUCAACUUAUUCGGAAAAUUCAGGUUUUUGAGGUGAAAAUGUCUCACUGGUUCGUGGUUAUAUCGCAACACUGAUAACGCGGAAAGAACAAUUGUAUUGUUUGCGAAACAGUAGUUAUUUUUUCCGUGUUAUAAAUUUUGCAAUGUUGAAUAAGAGAAACAAAAUAAAUGAUAUAAGAAACGAAGAGAAUAACUUUUCCCGGCUGUUUUCCAUAACAAUGAAACAAAACUUUUCCGUAUCAUUUUAUCUUGAUGCAUACAAACUCACGUAUUUCUUCUGAGGUUACAAAAAUUUUCCAUAGUCGAUUUUUCAACUAGCCGUUUUUUAUAGUUUAUUUUUUUGACAGUUAUUUCAACAGAUUACUCUGAUUCAGCUUCCAAGGGUCUCAAUAAACUUUUGGUUCCGUGAUCCACCACCGCUCAAAAAUAAAAAAUAACAAAAAAAACAUGAAAAAACAACGUGCCAAUGUGUGUUCCAUCGAUGAAUUAGAAAGGAAACGAGAAGAAAACUGAAAAAAAAAAAAAAUAUUUAAGGGAACGUCGUUUCUCGACGUUGCAGUUAGAUCUUGUAGCUGUGUAUAGUGUGAUUGUAACCAUCGCGAGCUCAUAAUACCCUAAUAAGGUAUAGCCUGUACGCUAAGAAUAAGUGGGCUGAGAUAAAACCACGUGCCCGAAAAAUAAUUGCUCAUAUUGUUUCUUGCAUGAAAAACAAAGAAAUGAUUUUAAUUAUAAAAACCGUUUUAUGCCGAAGUGCAACAAGUACAAAUGCACCGUGUGCAUGGCUCUAUGCGGAUAUCGUACUGAUGCCGAGGCGGGCAUGUUAAUAUGUAGAAAUAACAUAUUCUCGUUGAUUUAUGACGCAUCGUUUCGGUAGAAUUUCACCGACUUUUAGUGACGACUAAUCUCUAUAUUUAUAUAAAUAUUAAUUAGUUUUAAUGCUGAGUUCGUCUCGUUGCAAAGCCGCGAAAGAAAACGAACGUUCUAUUUUAGUAUUCGUUAUUAUUAAUUUUAUUAUUUUUCUUUGAUUUUUUUUCUCAUUAUUCUUAUUAUAAUUGUUUUUAUUAUUAUUGCAAUGAAUUCAGAGUUCGGAGCGAGUCCCAAGGUUUUUUCUCAAAGUGUACAACGUGACCUUCUCCGGCUAACUAAUCGUGCCUCGUAGGUCAAUUGUAUUAAAAUUAUUAUUUGUGUGUACCGGAAGAAAAAACAUCGGACCCAAAGAUCAUGGCUUUAAAAUCGACGAGUUGAUCCCAAAUGCGAUUACAUUUCAACGCAAAUCGAGUAUUCCAGAAAAGGCCUAAGAAUAUUUAUCUUUUUUUUAGUCAUUGUUUGUUCUCUUUUCCACGCCAUAAUCACAAUUUCCGGCAAUCGUUCCACUUUUUUUUGUUUCUCAAUACUUCCGCAUUUUGUUGUUCUUUCAUAUCGUCUUCCUCGUCUGAUCGCAGGGGGAAUACGAAACGUGUUGCCAGGAAUGAUAAUAAAACGAGUGUUUAGUGUCAAGUCAUCGAUUUCAUGGCGUUCAGAUUUUUCACUUUUGAUAUCAACAUUGAUGUAUUUAUUGUGUCGUCUUUAAUUUGAAUUUAUAAUAAUUCGAGCAAGGAACAAAAAAAAACAUUCCAUAAUGGCAGCUGGGCUGAACGAAUCUACACUUUGUUUCAUACAGAAAUAACGAGUAAUUCAAAAUUUAUAAGCUCAUUUUCAGAGCGGAAAAUCUACGUAGUUCAUUUGACUUUGAAUUUCUCAUACUAUUCUUAAGAGUAUACGGAAUGUUUCAUAGUGUUUCAUACAUUAAGUAUAUAACCUUGGAUACAUAUUAAUAUACAGUGAGAAGAAAUUUUGUUGACCAACACGAAUUCCGUUGCUUGCAAUCAAAAUAUUUAGGUCGAUGCAGAGAAGAAAAUAUUUUUUCGAGAUAAGACAAAACAAUUUAUAAACGUCGAAACAACUUAUUGGCCGAAUAAAAAAUAUCUGGUACAGCCAAAUGAAUUAAAGUCAGUGGAAAAAAACACCACUCCUUUCAUACACGAUCAGCAUUAGGUGUGUUUGAUACUUUUGAAAAAACCUAGCGUUCGAGCAACUAAUAGUUAAAAUACGUAAAAAAGAAUGGAAUCAGUUGUUGAAACAAAAUCAUUUGCCCCCAACGAAUUAGACGAUUCAUCAACGGGAAAUAUUCGUGAUUCCAUUGAGUGAACUAAAUCAUUUAAAAUUCAACAAGAAAAGGUUGAAUCCGUCAAUUGUUUGCCGAAAAAAAUGAAUUUAAUAUUGGUGAAGUAAUAUUUUUUUCUCGGUGUAUAUAAAAAGUAUACGUCUUUUGAAGAGUUAUCGAAACAUGGAAAUUCACUUGGGACGUAUAAAUGGAACGAAAUUUGAUGUUUUCAAUACGUUUAUUUACUAAAUAAUCGCUUCAAAAUCUCGAACGAUUCAAUAUGAUAGACAACAACGAAAUAUGAAAAAAAAUUCCACCACUUUUCGCUAAUGUACUUUUUGUUUUUCUUUAAUUUUCAAUACAUUUGUCAAGCUCAGCCAAUCUGUAAAUCGAGGGUUUUUCCAAUGAAAAAAUGUGCUUCGACAUUUUGUUGUAUUAUAUCAUAUCAUUGUCAUUGUUCUGUAUAGUAAAAUGUAUCGUUGAAUAAGAAAUAGAGGAAUACAUAUGAAUUAAAUAUACAUAUAGAUACGUAUAAAAUAAAUGAAUGAUCUACGAUGUUGAGCGGUCAAUGUACACAAUUUUAUUAAUAAAUAACAGUUAUAAUAUUA
This is a messenger RNA of Venturia canescens, 6029 nucleotides long. RefSeq names its product stuck in traffic (gene sit). The coding region runs from base 946 to 1923 and encodes 325 amino acids. The transcript has 6 exons. Gene Ontology annotation, cellular component: endoplasmic reticulum membrane. NCBI's taxonomy places the organism in Eukaryota, Metazoa, Arthropoda, Insecta, Hymenoptera, Ichneumonidae. The record is from RefSeq and is a predicted model, not a curated record. Gene Ontology annotation, molecular function: fatty acid elongase activity. Gene Ontology annotation, biological process: fatty acid elongation, monounsaturated fatty acid; fatty acid elongation, saturated fatty acid; very long-chain fatty acid biosynthetic process.